UCUGGGCUGAAAGUUUGCAGUUCUGAGCUGCAGCCAGACAGCGGGCGGACAGGCGGGAGAGCGCAGACUGCCAGCAGACUCGGACAAAACAUGCCUGCACUCGAGACAUCGCUGAAGAUGACCCUGGUGUGCGUGAUUCUCUCUAGUCUGGUGCCCAGCCCGGCAGAGGCGUGGUACAAGCAGGCGACGGGACCCAGUUACUACUCGGUGGGGAGGGCCUCCGGGCUCCUGUCCGGGAUCCGCCGCUCACCCUACGUCCGCAGAUCGGAGGCAAGCGAAGCGGCAGAGUCGGCGGAGAGCAGCGUGAUGUCGGAGCAACCUGGUCAAGGCAGAGCGAUGUUCGUCAAAAACAUGGCCGUCUGCGUGAAGGACAUCUCUCCCAGCCUGCACACCUGUCAGCUCCACCCAGAUGGCUUCAACACGUUUCAGUGUAAGGCGGACGUUUUCCUUUCGCUGGACAGUCAGGACUGUGGGAAUGUCUGACCCGCCUCUCCACCAGGGACACCAACUCCCCGAACCCCACCUGGCGCCGAAGCUUUUUACUUUCAGAAGACCAGCCCCAGAUAUCAGCGUAAUUUCCGUCUCGACGUCCAGUCAAACUCUUAAGUUUUAAAAAGAAACUUGUUUGUGAUUGAGCAGUUGCUGAAUGUUUUUUUUAACUUGUCUAUAAGUAAACACCCCGCGGUAUGUAUGCAGAAUCAUUGUAUAAAUGGUAAAAAUAUCUGUAAUGGAACAAGUUAUUAAAUUUCAGCCUUAAAAUACGCGACUCUCCUAUUUGCAACCCAUCCUUUCGUCACCCACACUGUUUCAACUUGUCGGUGU
Molecule: messenger RNA, 822 nt
Organism: Hypanus sabinus (Atlantic stingray)
Lineage: Eukaryota; Metazoa; Chordata; Chondrichthyes; Myliobatiformes; Dasyatidae
Gene: npb
Product: neuropeptide B
Exons: 2
Coding region: 91-483 (130 amino acids)
Biological process (GO): G protein-coupled receptor signaling pathway; feeding behavior
Molecular function (GO): G protein-coupled receptor binding
Source: RefSeq, a predicted model, not a curated record